CAGCUCCUCCAGGACUGGAGAGCAAGUUUGAGCAGGCUGGGUGGGGGUGGGGGAGAUGAAGCUGUGUUCUGGUUGUGUGUCACCAACCCCGCUCCUCCAAGGUGCUGGCUGUGCACUCCUCACUACUCAGAAAAAGCCCACAGUUCUGCCCUCUCCCCUUCCUGUGUUCACGUCAUCCUGGACCCUUACCUCCUUCCAUCUGGCCUCAGCUCCAGCAGGCGAUGCCCCAUUAGCUGCUCACCCAGGCUGCUGGUGCCUUGAGCUAAUGGCCCUGCCACCCCACCCUUCUCUCCCUUCCGGCCCACUGCCCAUCCCAGGCACCCUCCCUCAGCCCAGCACGGGGACUCCAGAGCCUCAGAGACAUCUGGCAGCACUAAGAGAGUCUCAGAAAUUAAGCAGCCUUCGCUCUUCUGGGACCUGCACGCUUUCGUUCUGUCUUCUCUUGUCAAUCCUCGAUCACAUUCUGUAUUUUAAGAGGCGAUACAGUGGGAAGAAAGCAGAGGACUGAGGUGUCGCUUAUCAUCCGGGCUCCCCUGCUAACUGGCUGCCACUUCCCUCUGUGGGCCUCCGUCUGCCCAAGGCUUCUAAUACCCUGAGCGGUUUGUGACUCCAGAGCUUCCCUCCUCAGGCCUGAGAUCUGAGGGCAGGGAACAGUGAGCAUAGGAGCCAAUUGGGCCACCGGGCCCCAUGGACCUGCCCCCGCAGCUCUCCUUUGCCCUUUAUGUGGCCGCCUUUGCACUGGGCUUCCCACUCAAUGUCCUGGCCAUUGGGGGCGCUGUGGCCCACGCCCGGCUCCGCCUCACUCCCAGCCUUGUCUAUGCCCUCCACCUGGGCUGCUCAGACCUAUUGCUGGCGGCUUCUCUUCCCCUGAAGGCGGUGGAGGCCCUGGCUGCGGGAGCCUGGCCUCUGCCGGCCCCGCUCUGUCCUGCCUUUGCCCUGGCCCACUUUGCUCCGCUCUAUGCGGGUGGCGGCUUCCUGGCUGCCCUGAGUGCUGGCCGUUACCUAGGAGCCGCCUUCCCCUUGGGCUACCAAGCUGUUAGGAGGCCCUGCUAUUCCUGGGGCGUGUGUGUGGCCAUAUGGGCCCUUGUCCUCUGUCACCUGGGGCUGGUCUUUGGGUUGGAGGCUCCGGGAGGCUGGAUGGACAAUACCACCAGCUCCCUAGGCAUCAACACACCAGUCAAUGGCUCUCCAGUCUGCCUGGAGGCCUGGGACCCAGCCUCAGCAGGCCCUGCUCGCCUCAGCCUCUCUCUCCUGCUCUUCUUUCUGCCCCUGACCAUCACAGCCUUCUGCUACGUGGGCUGCCUCCGGGCACUGGCCAGCUCAGGCCUGAGUCACAGACGGAAACUAAGAGCAGCGUGGGUGGCUGGCGGGGCACUGCUCACACUGCUGCUCUGCUUGGGACCCUACAAUGCCUCCAAUGUGGCUGGCUUCUUGCACCCCGACAUGGGAGGCCGCUGGAGGAAGCUGGGGCUCCUCACAGGUGCUUGGAGCGUGGUGCUCAACCCAUUGGUGACCGGCUACUUGGGAAGGGGGAUUGGCCGGGGGACAUCAUGUGGGACAAGAAUCAAAGGGGGUACAUCUCAGAAGUAGUAGCCUCUGCU
Messenger RNA from Myotis daubentonii (Daubenton's bat), 1601 nucleotides. It is a transcript of the gene FFAR1, whose product is annotated as free fatty acid receptor 1. Gene Ontology annotation, cellular component: plasma membrane. The record is from RefSeq and is a predicted model, not a curated record. Gene Ontology annotation, molecular function: bioactive lipid receptor activity. Gene Ontology annotation, biological process: positive regulation of insulin secretion; positive regulation of cytosolic calcium ion concentration; response to fatty acid. NCBI's taxonomy places the organism in Eukaryota, Metazoa, Chordata, Mammalia, Chiroptera, Vespertilionidae.